Molecule: messenger RNA, 3931 nt
Organism: Xyrauchen texanus (razorback sucker)
Lineage: Eukaryota; Metazoa; Chordata; Actinopteri; Cypriniformes; Catostomidae
Gene: senp6a
Product: SUMO specific peptidase 6a
Exons: 22
Coding region: 403-3405 (1000 amino acids)
Biological process (GO): protein desumoylation; regulation of kinetochore assembly; regulation of spindle assembly
Cellular component (GO): nucleus; cytoplasm
Molecular function (GO): SUMO-specific endopeptidase activity
Source: RefSeq, a predicted model, not a curated record
UCAGAAUAUGCCUCAAUAGCUUUUCGUUGUGCUAAGUAACCAUGUAAAUCCGUUCAGUUUCAUAAAGCUAAUGUUUUAUUAAGUUAAUGUUGAUCUGACACACAGAUCGAUUGAUUAUCUUUAUUAAUAGUUACCGCUGUAAGACGGAUAUUUUCAUUUUUCACUAGAGUAAGAAGGAUUUCUUUACGUUUGGACUGAAGAUGGACUAAACACACACACACACACACAAAGCGAUUUAAUUUGAAAUUAUUUAGAUUGAGAUGUAAACACGCGAAAUCAAAUUAAAGUAUUGUAGUGAUUUAAUGAACACCUGAAGUGAAGUGCGCGAGUUAAAACUCUGCGGUGAUGGAUGAAUAUGGCUUAUAAGAAAAGCCUGUUUAUUGAAGAGCUGCCCUUGUGACUAUGGAGCGAGGUGGUUGCCAGCAGGAGCUUCCCCCCAAGGGGAUGAAGACUCCAACCGUCAAACGCUUUGUUCCUAAUGCAUCUAUAACAACUCAUGAACGGCAUCCAAAUCAAUUAAAGCCACUCAGCAGAACCGGCAAGCUUAGUGAAGCAACACACUCAAUGAGUGAGUCGCCGCUCCCCAAUCGAACAAGUUAUCUGAUCAUGAGUCCAGCUCCAACACAGGGAGUCGUGGUUCAGGGCCGUAUCUUCCAGCAUGCACGCGUCUCUGCUCCAAUCAGAAAGCUGGAACAAAGAUCUGAUUUGAUCCAGCGAGUGGAGAUGGAAAGCAUUGUUCUCACCUGUCCUGAGAUUAUAGAUUCAGGAGACAUCAGUGUGAAGAGACGUGUCCAGCAGAAACGCCGGCAGAUGAUUAAUAGUCCUCCUCCUGAGGGCAAACCAGUCGAGAAGCACCCCCUUCUGCCUGAUGAUUACCUCUCCGUCUGUGGUAAAUGUGGCCAGCCCAGUGAAGACCAUGUCAAAUGUGACUGCUGUGGAUAUGUCCUUCCCAUUGAGACUCUGCCACCUCCUACCUCGCCCCUUGCCCCUCGCCCAUCCAUACGCUCGCAGCCCUCCCCUGCUCCACCCAGCCUUCAGAUCAGCAAGACCUUCUAUGGGCCCACCUCCGGGGGGCAUUCACAGCAGCUGGAUAUUAUGAACCCAGCAGUGCGGAUCAGCCGCGGGAAUAUGCUCGUAUCGCACAACGGAAGACCCGGUUCUGGCAGCUCGCCGUCUAAUGGAGACAAACAUGCCUCAGGCAAAAAACAACAGAUCACCAAGUCGUGUGAAUUAAACGACCCCAUCGUGCUGUCCAGUGAUGAGGACGAGGAGAGCGAUAACAUCUGCAGCACAGGAACUGUUAACCGUUUGGACAGCGUCUCUCCACGGCCCGCUGACUCUGCCCACUCAUCUCCAGCUCCCUCUGGUGGUCGUGUGGAGGCGGGGGAGGCAGCUAGUGAACAGGAGAACCAUAUCAGUGACUUCUUCACAGAGAUAAAUCACAGAAGCCUGGUGCCCAGGAGAAAUCGCAUGAGAGAUCCAUUUGGGAACACAGUGUGUGAAGAUCCAUCUCCGUUUAAAAAGAUGAAGGUGGCCCAUAUGCAGAAAUUAGACAGUAUUAUUCUGGAGUGUCGCAGCGUGAGGAUCGGUACUCUACGCAGGAUGGUCACCAAACCUGUUGUUUUUACAGUGGAGUACAUUCAGCUUGAGACAGAAGGUCAUGAGGUGGACGUGUUGGAGAAUGUGCGUUUGAGGUCUUCAGAGCUCAUCAGAUGCGAGUGGUGUACCGUGAGGAAGCUGCCGGUUCUCUUCCUGCAGACCAGCGAUGAGGAGUGCCAGCACUUACGGGCUCAGCUGCAGAUGAUGCAGGACAGUGAGGGGUUUUGGUACGACUGCAGUGGCAAUGAUGAUGAGAAGUAUAUCGUGUUAAUUUUUGAGGAAGGCCCCACGAUGACUGAGCAGAUGAUUCUGGAGGACAUCCUUGGCGAGAUUGGACGAAACAAUGGACUGACAAAUUUCCCUUCAAAGAUCACAUUUGAUGAGGCCAACAUCAGGCUGGUGGAGUACAAUAAAGCCUCCAAAGAGAAGGAAAAGGCAAAAGAAGAGAAAGUUAAAACUGCUGUACCAUCAACACCAACAAUAUCAGCCUCCGCAUCCCUCUCACUAGUGACAGUUACCAUGGCAACAGCAGAUACAGUGGCGACAGCCCAUGCCACUUCAGCAGCUACAAGCAUCUCCACACGCUUGCCUGCUCAACUACAGGCGUUCUAUGAAGAGGAGGAAGAUGAUGACAUGGCAGAGCUUCAUCCAACCUUUACUGGCCCUAUAGUCAAGUUGAUGGUUUAUCCCCCACCGCCUGCUAAAGGUGGAAUCUCUGUAACCAAUGAAGAUCUGCACUGUCUGAACGAUGGAGAAUUCCUCAACGAUGUCAUCAUUGACUUCUAUUUAAAAUAUCUGUUUCUGGAGAAGUUAAAGGAGGAAGAUGCAAUACGCAGUCAUGUGUUCAGUUCGUUUUUCUAUAAGAGACUGAACCAGAGAGAGCGCAGAAAUGCAGCCGACACAACCAACUUACCAAUACAGAAGAGGAAACACAAUAGAGUGAAGACAUGGACACGUCACGUGGAUCUCUUCCAGAAAGACUUCAUCUUUGUGCCCAUCAAUGAGUCUGCUCAUUGGUAUCUGGCAAUAAUCUGUUUUCCGGGUCUUGAGGGGGUUCAUAUGGAGCCGAACCCGCUGUAUCAGCCGGCGACUCAAACCCAGAGCCCUGCGGUCUCCUCCUGCCCGCCUGCAGACACCAGUUUAGAGGAACUGCACACCACUGUCCCAACAUGCACUCAUACAGCAUCUGACCUCCAGUUCACAGAUGGUUUACAGAGAAUAAUGAAGUCUUACGGAGGAAACGACUCGAGUCAAAACUCGGAUGACCAAAGCUCAUGCCCGGAUGAGUGUAGUGAAGACAGUACUUUGGUCGAUGACUGUGCAAACUUUGACCAAUCUGAGUGGACAUCCAAACUCACCAUCUGCAAACAGCCGUGCAUUUUGAUCAUGGACUCUUUACGUGGGCCAACCAGAUCAACUGUGGUGAAAACAUUACGAGAGUAUCUGGAGGUGGAGUGGGAAGUAAAGAAAGGCUCUCAGAGGAGUUUUGGUAAAGACGUGAUGAAGGGCUCGAGUCCUCGUGUGCCACAGCAGGAUAACUUCAGUGACUGUGGAGUUUAUGUGCUGCAGUAUGUGGAGAGUUUCUUUCAGAAUCCUCUUCCAAGCUUUCAUUUGCCGAUGAAUUUGACAGACUGGUUUCCACAACAACGGAUGAGAACAAAACGAGAGGAGAUCAAAGAGCUCAUUCUAAAGAUUCAAACUCAGCAGGAGCUCAAUGUGGAGAAUGCUGAACAAACGGAUGCCUGCCACAGUCCUUGUGAGGACACCUUAGAGUCAGCUGACCUCAUCUCUCCAAUCAGAUCUUGAGCUCCACCCACGCAGCUGCACUUCAUCACAUGACUCAUAGAAACACUACGAGCCAAUAAGGGGCCUUGAGUGAUUGUUCGCUGCUCCUACGUCAUUUCUUAUGAAUGCGUUUCUGUUUCAAAGACAUAAGUAUAAAAAAAUGUAGUUUUUUUUUUUAAUUAUUAUUAUUUGUAUGAAAUAAAAUGUUUACAUAAGACAGGCUUUUUUUUUUUUUUCUUUUUCUUUUUUUUUUUUACUUUUGACUCAUUUAUUUGCUACCUUUUGAGUAUUAAGUAGUCACAUAUUACUUUUGCAACUUGCACCCAUUACAACAGUGUUGAUCUCUAUGUUGUGUUCUCUUAUGUACUAGGAGGGGUAAAUGCACUGUACAAUGUUCCGUUUGGAAGCAAUUGACAUUUUUUGUAUAUUCAGUAUCCAAGCAAAUUUGUGACCACAACUACAUCAAAUUCAUUUUUCAUUCAACUAUUUGCCGUUUAAAAAGUGCACAUUUGCCUUCCAAUACAAGCAUUUGAAGUGUCAAAAAUAA